This is a messenger RNA of Cyprinus carpio (common carp), 4073 nucleotides long. RefSeq names its product EH domain-binding protein 1-like protein 1. NCBI's taxonomy places the organism in Eukaryota, Metazoa, Chordata, Actinopteri, Cypriniformes, Cyprinidae. The transcript has 19 exons. The record is from RefSeq and is a predicted model, not a curated record. The coding region runs from base 212 to 2599 and encodes 795 amino acids. Gene Ontology annotation, molecular function: protein binding.
AGAGGUUGGUAAUAUGUUUCCUCUGAUCUGUCUGCGCUUGUCUUCUGCAGCCUUCACUUUGACAUUUGGAGCAUGUGUGAACGAGGCGGCGGCGCGGAGCGGCCAUCCCUGAAACAUCAGGGGUAGGCGAAGUGACACAGCAAUUCCCCCGAUGUAUUUUUAAUUCAUCAGUCUCUUCUGUGAGGAAUUGUCUAAUAUAAGUGCAGUCAUCAUGACAUCGGUUUGGAAGAGACUUCAGCGCGCUGGCAAAAGAGCGUCGAAGUUCCAUUUUGCCGCGUCCUUUCAAGAACUCACCAUUGAGUGCACUAAGAAGUGGCAGCCAGACAAACUGCGAGUGGUUUGGACCAGACGAAACAGACGCAUCUGCAGCAAGCUUCAUGGCUGGCAGCCAGGUAUCAAGAACCCAUACAGGGGGACUGUGGUUUGGCAGGUUCCUGAGAGCGUGGACAUCACUGUCACUCUUUUUAAGGAUCCAAAUGCAGAUGAAUUUGAGGAUAAAGACUGGACCUUCAUCAUAGAAAAUGAAACAAAGGGCCACCGAAAAGUUUUAGCGUCAGUGGAUGUGAACAUGAAGAAAUACACAAGCGCGACCCCAGCUCAGUUUGACCUGGCACUUACACUGAAGCCUCUGUCUGUGAAAGUGUUGGAUGCCAUGCUUAAACUCACCCUGUCCUGUGUCUUCCUGAAGGAGGGCAAGGCUACUGAUGAAGACAUGCAAAGUCUGGCGAGUCUGAUGAGUCUGAAGCCGUCUGACAUUGGAAACCUGGAGGACUUCAAUGACAGUGAUGAAGAGGAGGACAAAAGAAUGUGUGCAGCAGUGAAAAUGGCCACAGCAGUAAUAGAGCAACACAGACAGUUAAGUGUGUUAGCAGAGGAGGAAUGUCCCAAUACAAUGUCGUCUGCUGAUGAGGAUGCAGAUGUUCAUCAAAACUAUGAAUCCCACCCUCGCAGAGUAAUCAGUAUAGCUAACCAAAGACCAAACAGCAGUAUGGACAAGCAACAGCCUGUUUUUGGACUUGAGGUUGUGCGGCCUGCAAAAGGACAUGCAUCAGCUGAAGAUUCCUCCAGUCGUCCUGUGCCAAUGCCUCGCGUGAAGAAAUGUUUAAGUGCCUCUUUCCCAGAAGACGUCUCCAUUCCCAGUUCCUCAUCAGCCAGUCAAAAUGAGGUUUCAGAAAAGGCAAGUAAUGAGCCCACAGUGCCUGUUUGUAAUAAACGAAGAGCUGCAGCAGAUGCCAUACACCUUCAGGGAAGUUCCACAGCUCACACAUCCCCAACCAGUGAAACAGAGAUUGCGACCUUGGUGAAUUCAAGUCAAUCUCUGUUGGAAUGGUGCCAAAAGGUCACACAAGGUUACAAAGGCGUCCGGAUAUCAAACUUCAGCACCUCAUGGAGAAACGGCCUCGCUUUCUGUGCCAUCCUGCAUCACUUCCAUCCAGAUAAAGUGAAUUAUGAAAUGCUGGAUCCAUAUGACAUUAAGCGCAACAACAAGAAGGCGUUUGAUGGCUUUGCUGAACUGGGCAUCUCUAGGUUGAUAGAGCCCUCUGACAUGGUGCUGCUGGCAGUGCCUGAAAGGCUCAUCGUGAUGACAUAUCUCAACCAGAUCCGCACCUAUUUCACAGGCCAGGAGCUCAGUGUUAUACAGAUCGAGAAGAACAGCAGCGAGUCCAGUUACGCUGUUGGUGAGAAGAGGGAGGAAGCCGACACUGAAGCCGCUGUUCGCUACUGUGCCGAAAGGCUCCAGAGCAGCGGCAUCACUCUAGAGACCAAUGGAAGCUUCCCUGAAAAGGAAGUCAAGGGAGGUGCUGGUGUUUUGGUGCCACCUUCAAGAACGAAGCGAGCGCAGGGCCCAAGCCAGGCUGGAGGAUCAGGAGCCACUCAGCCUCCAGUGGCACCACCCAGAAAGGCUUUUUCUCAUCUGAAGGAUGCAGAUCUUGUUAAAAAGCGCAGAUCGAAGCUGCGGGGAGAGUCACUGGAUGAGCCUGAACCACACGAACAGCAGAGUGGUACAGAGGUUGCAUCAGUCCAAGCAGAAAGUGAAGCAGCCAAAGGAGGUUCAGAGUCACAAAAUGUAGAGAAUGUUGAAGAGGCUACUGCAGGAGGGAAUCAGGAUGGCAGCCAAUAUGUACUUAGUGAGAUACAGGCGCUGGAGGCUGAACAGAAGCAGAUAGAUCACAGAGCAGACAUUGUGGAGAAGAAACUAAAAAGACUUAUGGAAUCUGGUAGUGAUCGUGUAGAAGAAGAGACACUGAUUCAGGAGUGGUUUACCCUGGUCAACAAGAAGAAUGCUUUGAUCAGGAGACAAGACCAUCUGCAGUUACUGCAAGAAGAGCAAAAUUUGGAGAGAAGGUUUGAGCUGCUAAAGAAAGAGCUUCAAGAUUUAAUGGCUGUGGAAGAAUGGAAGAAAACCCAGGCCCAUAAAACCAGAGAGCAGCUAUUGUUGCAGGAGCUGGUGUCUUUAGUCAACCAGAGAGACGAGCUUGUGCAUGACAUGGACGCCAAAGAGAGAGGGGCUCUUGAAGAGGACGAGAGAUUGGAGAGAGGGCUAGAAAUGAGGCGCAGGAAAUAUGGAAGUCGGAAAGAGAAGUGUGUGCUACAGUGAGCGAUCCUAUGCACCUGCUUUUAUACAGGACCGUCCCCCAUUAAACACUGUGCUGAUGGACUAGUGACUGAGGGGUGUGUGUGUGUGUGGACCAUAUCACAACAAAUGACAAGGAGAUUGUGACUAGAUGAUGUUAAAAAGUUUGAGCAGCAUGAAUGCUCAUUUCAGGGUGGAUUAAAAUGUCUUCUGUUAGAGACAUUUUUAGUUUCAGAAGUGAAAUAGACAGUUGUAAUGGCCCAUAGUCUUCUGACAGCAGUUCUUGUUUGACAUUUUCAGUAAAAAAUAAUAUACAUGUGGCUUUUGCAGUGUUAUUACCUUAACUUGUUUGUAUAAGUUGGCUGCUGCAGUGAUUUUAAGGUAUCUCAAAGAUAUGUAAAAUAGUACAGUAUAAGUUUUCAGAGUACGAAAGAAGCAUUCAGUUUUAAAUGACACUGCUGUGUUACAAGGAGAUUAUGUUCUGUUAUGCAAGUCAUACAUUUAACUAACCUAACAAGCAGACAAAACAGCACAAAAGCAUGGGAGAAAAUAAACAUUUUGCACACAAUUACUCUAUUAAGGCACUCUUUUAGUUAUUGAUAUAAUUUGCACAAUAUGAUCCCAAUGAUGCUUCUCCAAGUACUGUUACAGUGGUUGCCUGUUCUAUUUGAAGAGCCCUGCUUUAAUGGCCACGUUCACACAGCAGCAGAAUACAGUUAUCAGUCCUGUAUCUUAGUCCUUAAUACGGUUAUGUUCACACACAGUACGGUUAUUUACAGUGUUCAGUGUGCAACUUGAAUACUCCACUCUCCACCCAAAUCUAAAAUCUGCUGUCGGUUAAUGAAGGUUUGACAGAUGAAUUCAUGACUCGUUUGGACUCUAGUCAUGUCAGAAAGUGAUAGGAGUUUUAGUUUUAUGGACGUCACCAUCUUUGAUAUUACUUUGGUCACUGUGGCUAUGGUCACUGGUAAGGAAUACGGACUUGACUCCCGUUGCACGUUCAUACAGACAGUAUGUGAGACGCUACUGUAGGUUGCUGUGUGAACGUGACAUUUCGAGACUCACACCUGUAAGUAAAUGCGGUUGUCAAUCCCAAAAAAACUGUCUGUGUAAACGUAGCCAAAAUCACAGAACAUGGUAAAUGCAUAGACUCUGUCAAAGAGAGUAUGCACAUGAACUUUUGAAUUUUAGCAUUUAGUUUUAAAAUAUCUGAAUGAUUUUUUUUUAUUAUAUUUAUAUAACAUCAUCUUUUAUCCAUGUAUGGGACAGAAUGCAGACGAAAACGUACUCUCAGAAGUUCAGAAGAAUUUGUGUGUGUGAUAACUUUUGAGUGACUGGUUGUUUAGAGACUCUUUGAUUUGAUAUCAUCUUUGGCCCUGUUUACACUGUUUGAAAUCUCAUUAUUUGACAGUGAAUCGUUUUUGGAAAGUCCUGUUGUCAGCUAACACACUACAGCUGACACGUCUUUUGGGAAAUAAAAUUGUUUAAAAAUUCUAAA